AUGUCUUCUGUUGGACCUCAACUUCCUCCCGAAUUACAAAAGCGCAAGCGUAGCGCUGACGAGGAUGAGGACGAUGACGAGCAAGGCAGUUCGUCUGAUGCUUCAACAGGUCCUUUACCUCAACGACCUGCCUCAAAGAAAUCAUCCUCGCCUUCCCCCAAGCGUAGCCGAGUCAUAGGCCCAACACUUCCACCGGCGCCUCUGGACGAACGACCCUCGACUCCGCCACCGCUCGACGAGGGCGAAGAAAGCGAGAGUAGCGACGACGACGACGAAUUCGGUCCUAGGCUGCCCUCUGCAAGCGACGCAUCAAAGCCAGUUCACUCCGCCUCAUCACAAGUCCCACCUUCCAACGCUCCACCUGCGCGACUCCAGCGAGACGAAUGGAUGACCAUGGCGCCCGAGAACGGGGAUUGGUCUUCAAGGAUCGACCCUACGAAACUGAAGAAUCGAAAGUUCAAUACCACAAAAGGCGCAAAAGGCCCACCACAGGCUGGAGGCGGAGGAGCUUCGUGGCACGAGACACCCGAGGAGAAACAAGCUCGUCUGAGAAGGGAAGUACUGGGAAUUUCAAACCCUACGGCGUCCUCGGAUAAUAGCAAGACCAAAACCACCACGGGUAGUACGCAUGAUGAGGCAACGGCGAAAAGAGUGAGAGAGUAUAGGGACAAGCAAAGAGGCCCAUCUCUCUACGCCUCCCACAGCUCCUCCAACAAGGCUGUGGAAGAAGACGAUCCCAGUGCUCGUGCUUUUGAUCGCGAGAAGGAUAUUGCUGGUGGCACAGCAAUCAGCGCCACCAAGCGAAGAGAAAUGGUCAAGAAGGCUGCCGACUUAUCUUCGAGGUUCAGCGAGGCGAGGUAUCUAUGA
This is a messenger RNA of Exophiala spinifera, 867 nucleotides long. RefSeq lists its product as uncharacterized. The transcript is spliced from 2 exons. The coding region runs from base 1 to 867 and encodes 288 amino acids. The record is from RefSeq and is a predicted model, not a curated record. Lineage: Eukaryota; Fungi; Ascomycota; Eurotiomycetes; Chaetothyriales; Herpotrichiellaceae.